Molecule: messenger RNA, 1791 nt
Organism: Salvia miltiorrhiza (redroot sage)
Lineage: Eukaryota; Viridiplantae; Streptophyta; Magnoliopsida; Lamiales; Lamiaceae
Exons: 2
Coding region: 542-853 (103 amino acids)
Biological process (GO): positive regulation of DNA-templated transcription
Source: RefSeq, a predicted model, not a curated record
UACGUAUGUGAAUCUUGUUGUUGAAUAAUGGUAGUAUAACAUCUGUUUUAGCGUUUUUUUUUUUGUUGGAUUCAUAAUUUGAGGUGAUAGGAGGUCGUUGCUUUGGAUGAUGAAUUUCGGAGUCGAAUUGUGGGAACAGUUUUUGGACUAGAAGAUAGGGUGAUCGUGUUUGUGUUGAUGCGGUUUUUAGUAUAUUUUAGUAUGUUUAUGUUUGGGGUUCUGUUUUGCAGGGAAUCCAUGUGUAUUUUGUAACUGUACAUGCAUUGAUUAGUUUAAAUUGCGUUGUCUCUAAAGUGUAUCCGCGUCUGAAUACAGGGAUGUGGUAGAUGAUAAAUGUAUUUUUGUUUAGGAAACAUCAAACAUUAGCAUGGGUGGUGCAAGAUAGUGUUUGUUUUCACUUAGGCUCUCCUUUUGUAUCAUAUAGAAAUUAGUGUUUCUGUUAAUUUAGAACUUCAAUGAUGCACGUGCUUGAGUAAUAAAAUUAUCUAUUGUUAUUUAAUUGAGUUUUGGGUAACAUAGGGUAAGUGCUCCAAGGUUUGGGAUGAUUCCAACAGAAACUGAUCUGAAUGCACUCCCUUUACUAUCAAGUAUUCCUGAAAGAGUGCUACCAGUUGCAGCCACACAGGCAAGAACAAAUGGAGAUUUAUCCUGGCAAGGUGCGCCUAUUACGUCUAGUCUUGCAAGGAAAGGGGAAGCACUUGCUGUAACUGGCUUAACUGAAUAUGGAGAUGAGAUAGAUGUGGUAGCCCCAGCUGAUAUUCUAAAACAACUUUUUAAGAUACCAUACUCCAAGGCUCGAGUCUCAAUUGCAGUUCACCGUGUUGGACAGACACUCGUCCUGAAUAGCGGGUAGGAUUCUAUUCAUAUUGCAGUUUUCUUUGUUCUGAAUGCUUUAGUUCUCAAAUGUUGUUUGAUAGGCCUGAUACUGAAGUUCCAUAAUUUUCGUAUGCUUUUGGGUAGUGACUUGCUAAUCUUUAGUAAUGAAAAGUUCGCAGCCGUGAGUUUGCAUUUGUGGAUGAGUAUCUACUAUUGAAUACCUUUCUCGCUGGUUAUAGCCUCACAAUUGUAGAUGUUGCAGUCUGGACUGCUCUUGCUGGUAAAAUUUAUGCAAUUCUAUUAUUGAGCUUCUUUAUAUCGAUGAUCCUUGAUGUGGUCUCGACUUUUUUUUUUUCCAAAGGACUUCUUUUCGUGAAAGAGAUUACUCAUGUUUUCAAUGUGUAUUAUAGCUUGCCUUUGAUUGCUAUGUCUUUUCUAUAUAAAUCAUGGCACACAAGUGUUCUACUUCUCAGAGAAUAUAUGUUCUUUUAUUUCUAUUACAGGAGCUGGUCUGAGAUGGGAAAGUUUAAGGAAAUGUUCUUUUAUAUUCUCCCAAAUUGUAUAUUAUCCAAUUCGAAGCUAAGUUUCCUAUCCCAUCUCUUUUCUAUUGAUGAUAGUGUAAGAAAGAUAUCAGAACUUAACAUCUAUCAUUGAGCUUGCCAUGGCUAUCUUGUUCAUCUAUUUAUGACAAUAGUGGGCUAAGGUUUUUCCCAUAUUCUGUGUGUAUGCUAUUUGUUCAUCUAUUUGAAAGAAUUGAAGACAAGGUUUACCUUGAAGUCUGGUAGAGUAAUGAAUGAAGGCCCUCUUACUUUUCGGCUGUUGAAGUAUUAAGAACUGAAACUUGAAGUUUCUGGUAGCAGGUAGAUCAAUUUACUUCCCUGGUGAAUAAGGAAUGAAUAAGGGUGUGUGUUGGCUGAAAUGUUAAAGAGUGUAGGGUGGUUGGCCGAAGACUUGAGUACCUACGAAAUGGUACAA